This is a messenger RNA of Cimex lectularius (bed bug), 4492 nucleotides long. RefSeq lists its product as uncharacterized. Gene Ontology annotation, molecular function: ubiquitin binding. The record is from RefSeq and is a predicted model, not a curated record. The coding region runs from base 127 to 4323 and encodes 1398 amino acids. The transcript is spliced from 21 exons. Gene Ontology annotation, biological process: proteasome-mediated ubiquitin-dependent protein catabolic process. NCBI's taxonomy places the organism in Eukaryota, Metazoa, Arthropoda, Insecta, Hemiptera, Cimicidae.
UGAUGUUAUAGGGGUUUUCUUUUUAGCUAUGAGGGAAAACUCUCAGUUUGAACUCUACACGACAUGAACACAACCAAACAGAAAAACAAAUUUAAGCACUCAUUUUGUUAUUUGUUCUGACCCAGGAUGCCCAAAUAUCCUUAUAGCUUAGGACCUGUAAAACAGAGUUCCAAAAUUAAUUUGACGCAGCGACAAACUGCAAAAAGCACAGUAGUCCCGUUAGGCAGUUACCAUAGGGCUGAAAGCUACAUUGAAUCAGGGUUGAGAGAAAAGAUAAAAUCAUUAAAAGAAGGGAAGGCUUCGACAAUAAUACCCCUGCUUUCCCAAAGGCUGAGUGUCAUCGAACAGGAACUUAGAUCGAUCAAAAGUCAGCUCAACGAAGCCAAUCACUUAAUAAAGGAAAAAGAUUCCGAGAUAAACUACCUCAGAGCGCGGUUAGCUCAAGAGAACAAAAACUCAGUAAUUAACAAUGGACAACCUAAACUGUCUGAUGAGGCCAAGAAUGAAAAGGCGAAAGCUAAAAGUUUUGACACGAGUAAAGAGCGUUCCAUAAAAAAUGGUGAAUCAUCAAGCCCGAAUAAAGAACAAAGACAACAAAAAGGAGAAAUUCCACAUUCCGUAAGAAAUGGCGAGUCAUCAAGCCCAAAUAAAGAACCAAGAGAUGCACAAAUCAAAGGGGAAAGUCCUCGUUCCAUCAAAAAUGGUGAGUCAUCAAGUCCAAAUAAAGAACCAAGAGAUCUACAAGUCAAAGGGGAAAGUCCUCGUUCCAUAAGAAAUGGCGAGUCAUCAAGUCCAAAUAAAGAGCCAAGAGUUCUACAAGUCAAAGGGGAAAGUCCUCGUUCCAUAAGAAAUGGCGAGUCAUCAAGCCCAAAUAAAGAACAAAGAGAUCCAGAAGUCAAAGGAGAAAGUCCAAGUUCCAGGAAACACAGUCGGUCUUCAAGCCCAAAGAACGGACAAAGAGAUCCUCAAAUGAACAAGGAACGUCCUGUGUCAAGGAAAGGGCCAUGCAAUCCAAAUGUUGCUAUUGUAAGACCAGGGUCACACAAAGCAGAAUAUAAAGAUUUAAGAAACGGCCAGUUAACUGAUGUCGAUUGUGACGAACCAGAUAGUUCUACAUCAUCAGACUCUAGCCGAAUACAAAACUUGGAAAAAGAAAAUCAACAGUUGCAACAGAAAAUUUCAGAACUGGAGAAGUUCAUCGGCGAGUAUGGUUUGAUGUGGGUCGGAGACAAAGCGCUGACUGAAGAAAAUGUUUCACGACCGGGCACGUCUGAAAAUCUAUCACAAGGAAUGACAACUAUAAAAUCCAGGGCUGAGGUCAAAUUAAAUUUUAACCUUGACAAUGCAAUCACUGUGAUAUCAGAACUUAAUCAAAGUGUGCCUGAACAAAACAUCGUAAAGUCCCCAUUUGGAGCAAAAUUUCAGAAAUGUGACAUUCUGGAAUUGAAAUUGUACGCUGAUGGAAUGAAAUUAGAAGAUAACCCUUUUAGAAAAUACGACACUCCUUCAGCAGAAGCUUUCUUCAAAGAUUUAGAAGAUGGUUAUUUUCCAAGCGAAUUGAAAUCCAGGCAUCCACAAGGAGUUAUUUUUAAAGUUGUUGAUAAUAGACAAUGUACUUAUGAAGAAUCCAAUGAAGAUAUAAAGCCUACACCUUUUGCUGGAAAAGGAUUUAGACUAGGAGGUGAAGAUAAAAUUUCUGUGUCCAAUGAAUCAGAUGAUACUGACUUUACAGAUAAUUCAAAGCAAGAAAAUAGAGAUUCUAAUAACUCCAAAGGCAAGAGCAAAAAGAAAACCUCUGACAAAGAGCAAUUCGUGCCAAAAAAAGUAGCCAAAAAUAUAAAAGAACAAAAUCAUAAAAACAGUCCAAGCCCGAAAUCUCAUGGUUCGCCUGAUUCCAUCGUUCGAACGGGAAUGACAGAAAAUAUGGCAAAUAGAAAGUUAUCGCAUACCACGAAUGUUAAAAAUGGGAAACACAACCGCGAUUUAGGUGAAUCUAGUAUUGCGUCUGAUCAGUCUGAACUGAAAGAGUAUUGGGUGAAUAAACAUCCGCCACGCCCUAGCACAAAUGUAAUACUCAACGAUAAUCCUCCUUCGAUUGAAAUGCCCAGCGUUCCGAUGGAAAUCAAUUUACCCCCGAGAGAAUCUUCAUCUCUACCGCCAACAUUCACUCAAGCUGUUCCGUUUAAAAUGCAAGAGGAAGUCCCAUUAAAGCCCUCGGUUUCUACAGUGCGUCCAUUCUCUUCAAACGGGCCGAGAGUGCCAACCGAGCCCAAAGUGCAAAUUGAACAGCCGAACCAAGCAGAUACAGACAAUUGGAAAAAUCGUGCGCCAAUAAAUAUAACAAAUAUUACAUAUCAUGAAGCGCCAGUAACGUAUCAGAUUGGUGGAGAUGAUCGUUGCAUGCAUACAAUACGACCAAAUGUAAAUGUCAGACCGGAAAUACCAGCAGCUUGUAAAUGCGGUCAUACACAACCAAAAAGGCCUCAAAGAAAUGAGACUUGUCCUGGAACAUGUGGCAAAGUUGGAGUUACUCAACAACCAUCAAUGAAUGUUAUGUGUCCUUGUGAUUGUGGUGGUCAAGCUGACUUGCAUCUUCAGCUUCCUGAUAAACCUAAAACACCUACUACCCCAGUUAAUGAAGGUUACUUGCAACCCAUAAAAUUUAAAGGAAGGACUGAAUACGAAGAUAAUUAUUCAAGGUCGGCUUUGUUUCGGCUUAACAAUCUCCCACAAGUCCAGUCGACCAUGGACAGCGUCCGACCUGCAGGGGUGCCUUCGUCCACGCCCCGUCAAAAAAUAGAUCCGUACGAAAAGUUUGAACAUUUCACAUAUUUGGGCCGUCCCAAAGACGAUGCAGCACAUCUUACACAAAGUGUGUCAGUGCCAAGACCAGCACCAAUUGAAAUGAAUAAAAAGACGUCAGACUCAAUGAUAACUAUUAAACUCUUCUCAGAGCAAAACAAUAAAACAUACGUAAUUCAUUUGCAUCCUAAUGAACCUGUAAGUAAAAUAUGGUCAAUUCUCAAAAUGGAUGGAAAAAAAUACGAGAUGAUCAAUGAAAAUGAUGGCAAACCCGUUAUCCUGAUCGAUCAAGAGACUUUCGACAAACAAAACAUCAAAAACAAUGAUGUUAUAACAGUUCGUAGAAGCAUUCCAAAUCAAGAAAAGAUAAAAAAGAGUCAGUCAUUAAUGUCAGAACGUAAUAAGAAAAGGCGUAGCACUGUAGAUUCCCUUGCAGUAAAUGUUAGACACGUUUCUAGUGAAUCUGAACUGAGAAAAUCAUAUCGUUCGGAUGACAACACAUCUCCAUUCUCGGGUUUUUCAUACGAUUCAAAAAGCAAAAAUUCUCAAGCCUCUCAAAAAUUGAGCGAAGGAAAUGAAAGGCCAUCUUUAGUCCCGAUGAAAAAUCCCCAAGAAGAUACCAAUGACGAGAACAAGAGAAAAUCUCAAAUCCGUAGAAAAUCGUAUGACGCACAAGAAAGACCAUCUAUAAUCUCAAAGAAAACAUAUCCGUACAAUCCUGAAGAAGAUGGCAUCACUGAAAACAGAAAAAAACCAAAUCUCAAUCAAAUCGCUAGAAAUAAAUCUAAGCAGGUGAGCAUUUCUGAAGCUGGUAAUAAAAAGGACUUAGAUCAUUUUAUUCCCUUCAAGUUACCUACUGGUGUAACAUUAGGUGACUCUAAAGACAGCAGUGACGAUGGGGAAGAACGACGGAUUGCAACUCGUAGAGAAGCCGAGGAAAAAAUGGCGGAUAAGUAUGACCAAUUUUUAAACCCAAAGAAAAAAUUUCCAAUUAAAGUAUCACCAACUGAUUCAAAGCAAAGUAUUUUAAAAUUAGAAAACAAGCCAGAAACAAGUCGUAAAAAAUCAGCAUCUUUCUCUGUUGCAAAACAGGACAUCCCCUUGGAAAAAGAUAGCAAAGAAAGAGAAACCCCCGACAGAAAAAAAUCAGAGGUUGAAAAAGAAUUGAUUAAUUCUCAAUCGGUAAGACGGAAAACUAUUUCAGAUGAAAACAUUGAUGAAAAAGUAAUGAGCCCUCCUAAAGCAAAAAUGACAACACCUGAAAGUUCACCAAAAACACCAAGCCCAGACCCACUGAAAAAUAGGAAACCUAGUGAAUCACCUCCUGUCAAAAAAGUUGAAAGCACAAUAGAAGACAAAACAUCCAAGGAUUCUUCAGUCUCUGACAGUUCCAAGCAGUCAUCUAAAAGUAAAUCGCCGAAAGAAAAAUUAAGCCCUGAUUAUAAUAAAAUAAAAAUGCCUGACAAUAAAUCAAAGGGAAAAGAAAAACAAACUCCAAAGAAAGGGCCUGCUCGAAAGUAAAAAAAAAACAACAUAAUUUUGGUUGGUUCAAAAAGAUAACACUCAGUUAUUAAGGAAUGGUAGGAACUCCCAGAAAGUAGAAUAUAAUACUUCCGUUUAACUGGUGAAUCUGUGUGGAUAAUAUGGUAUCUCUGAUUCAGAACAAAUAAUAAAAUGAAUUUUACACUGA